Molecule: messenger RNA, 1692 nt
Organism: Metopolophium dirhodum (rose-grain aphid)
Lineage: Eukaryota; Metazoa; Arthropoda; Insecta; Hemiptera; Aphididae
Product: probable serine/threonine-protein kinase kinX
Exons: 2
Coding region: 275-1534 (419 amino acids)
Source: RefSeq, a predicted model, not a curated record
CGGUCCAGUACGACCUACCACAUUUUUACAGCCGUUUUGGACGGAAAGUGAGGGGAGAGAACACCACUUGCUUUACCGCAUCAUCGUGAUCAUCAAGUGUUGUCCGUACGCGCAUCAUUUCGACGAGUGACGCAAGAGGAGACGGUCUGACGAUACCUACAUUAUUCCAACCGCUCAAGCUGCUCUUUCCGUUCAAGACAAUAAUAUUAUUAUUGAAAGUCCGCGGCGGCGACUACAUCGAAAAAGAAAGAACUUGCAUAGCAAUCAACUGAAAAUGACAGACAACGUGAAUGAUGUAUCUUCGACCGAACAGGAUCAGUUGAACAAUGGCGAGGAAGAUCAAAAACCUGGCUUGCUGCAACAGAUCUCAGUCUACAAAUUGCCGAUAAUAUCUAGGGUGUGGAGUAUUGCAGUUCCGGAUACGAACAACCUUGAAGACGAUAAUGAAAGUGAAGAUAAUAAUGAGCUCGAGGAAACAGACUUCAAGAAAAAUAAAACCGUGAAUCUCGAAGAAGCAAACACGAAGGAAGAUCAAAUCAUAGAUCUUGAAGAAGCAGACACGAAGGAAGAUCAAAUCAUAGAUCUCGAUGAAGAAGCAGACACGAAGGAAGAUCAAAUCAUAGAUCUCGAAGAAACAGACACGGAGGAAGAUCAAAUCAUAGAUCUCGACGAAUCAGACACGAAGGAAGAUCAAAUCAUAGAUCUCGAUGAAUCAGACACGAAGGAAGAUCAAAUCAUAGAUCUCGACGAAUCAGACACAAAGGAAGAUCAAAUCAUAGAUCUCGACGAAUCAGACACGAAGGAAGAUCAAAUCAUAGAUUUAGACGAAGCAGACACGAAGGAAGAUCAAAUCAUAGAUCUUGAAGAAGCAGACACGAAGGAAGAUCAAAUCGUGGAUCUCGAAGAAGCAGACAUGAAGGAUGAUCAAAUGGUUGAGCCACAACCCGUGGCUGUCGAAGAAGCAGACAUGAAGGAAGAUCAAAUCGUGGAUCUCGAAGAAGCAGACAUGAAGGAUGAUCAAAUGGUUGAGCCACAACCCGUGGCUGUCGAAGAAGCAGACAUGAAGGAAGAUAAAAUCGUGGAUCUCGAAGAAGCAAACAUGAAGGAUGAUCAAAUGGUUGAGCCACAACCCGUGGCUGUCGAAGAAGCAGACAUGAAGGAAGAUCAAAUCGUGGAUCUCGAAGAAGCAGACAUGAAGGAUGAUCAAAUGGUUGAGCCACAACCCGUGGCUAUCGAAGAAGCAGACAUGAAGGAUGAUCAAAUGGUUGAGCCACAACCCGUGGCUGUCGAAGAAGCAGACAUGAAGGAUGAUCAAAUGGUUGAGCCACAACCCGUGGCUGUCGAAGAAGCAGACAUGAAGGAUGAUCAAAUGGUUGAGCCACAACCCGUGGCUGUCGAGGAAGCAGACAUGAAGGAAGAUCAAAUCGUUGAGCCACAACCCAUGGCUGUCGAAGAAACUGACUUCAAGGAAAAUCAAAUUGUUGAGCAACAACUUUUUCUCGAAGAAAAAAAAGAGAGCACUAAAACUGAUUAGAAUUAAGAAUAUUAUCUAAAAUUACAAUACAAUAUAAGCAAUAUUUCUAUAAUUCAUUUCAUUAUCAUUGUUAGUAGAAUAAUAUUAUAGUACAUUUUUUUGUUUGUUUAAGUAUACCUAUACCUAUUGGUCAUACCUAAAUAAAAUAAUAUAACUAU